AUGAAUAACCACAAAAUUGAUAAUUAUAAACAAGAACAUGAAGAAAUGAAAAAGAUAGUUCAUGACAUUCACAGCACUCAACUGCAAAUGGAAGUUGAUUUCUCAGCUUCCAUGGAAUAAAAUGCUUAAGCCACCCGCUCUAGCCAAACUAUAUUGUAGGUUUAAUGUCUCAUUCUUUAUUGUUAGUGUCUGAAUCAAAUGCAGUUGCAAUUCAAUAAAAGGUUCGAUAAUCUUUCCUUACUUCUAGCCAAGAUUACUUCAUACAUUCCAAAUUUUCGUAAAUUUUAAUAAAAUUAUGCAGCCCACUAAAUAGGAGAUAUGCAAAAGUAAUACUCCUUGGAUGAACCAUCUCCAAGCAGAUUAGAACACCAUUAUAUUGUCCCUUAUAAUGAGAAUUAUAACCAAUACAGCAAUAUAGGAUCACCAUAUCAUUAAUUCUCUUGCAAUAGUCCAAUAAAUAUUCUUUUAUCCAGAUAAAAUUAAUAAUUUUAAGAUUAUUGCCUUUAAUUUGAUCCAAACAUCUUCUAAUUCAAAAGAUAAAACCAAUAAUAACAACUAGCCUUACCUGCUCCAGCAAUUAAUUCAUAUUAGCGUACUCUAAUUAUCUAUCCACUUAUAGCUAGCAAUAAUUAUUCAUUGCAAUCUAGUUCAUAAAACUCCCCUUAUAGAAUGCCCAGUCCUUGUCAUACUUCCUUCAUGGAUUCUGAAAACCCAGAAAAAUUUAAUUUUUACUAACAAGCAUGAAUUCUAAUUGAAUAUUGUAUUUAAAACCAUUAA
Messenger RNA from Paramecium tetraurelia, 777 nucleotides. RefSeq lists its product as uncharacterized. Lineage: Eukaryota; Ciliophora; Oligohymenophorea; Peniculida; Parameciidae. The transcript is spliced from 3 exons. The record is from RefSeq and is a predicted model, not a curated record.